CCUCAGAAGACUUUCUUUCCCACGCUAUUCCACCCCCCCCCCCUGCUGUUCGCCAGCGCAGCUGGACCGCCCCAUGCAUCAACCUACCUAUCCCGAGUCCUUCGACGAUGUCACCGUCAAACAGUGGAUCCAGGCCUACUACUCGACCGUAGACACGGACGGGGCCGUCGAGACCAUCGCCGACUUCUUCACCCACGACGCGGUCGUGCAGAUGGGCGAGCACGGCGUGUCGGAUCGACCAGGCUUGAUCCGCCUAUUUGCAUCCACCUGGGACUACGUCGCUAGUCGCAGCCACUACGUGGCGUCGGUCAAUCCGCUGGGCAACAACACCUUUCUGGCGCGAGGCACCGUCACCUACAACCUCAAGGACGGGCGCAGUGUGACGCCCGAGUGGUGUGGCAUCAUGGGUUUGCUCAAGCAGGAGGGCGAGUGGAAGAUGGCGUAUUACAAGGUGUAUUUUGCUGCAUUCCCGGCGUUCUGAGAAGGGCGGGCCCGAUACUGUCUGACACUGCACAUUUCAUCCCUUGCGGGAUGCAUUGCGGGAUGCGGAAUGUCACCCCACGUGGGAGGAACCAAAUUUUGACCUGCGGCUGGUUCUAUACACGACCGUCCAUCAGUUAUGACUUCCAUGAAACAAUGAAAUCCAAUUUUCAAAGACCCUGUAGCGAUGGCCCCGCGAGUCGCGCCUAUCGGGUCGCUGCGGGGCUAG
Messenger RNA from Aspergillus homomorphus CBS 101889, 709 nucleotides. RefSeq lists its product as uncharacterized. The transcript is spliced from 2 exons. Lineage: Eukaryota; Fungi; Ascomycota; Eurotiomycetes; Eurotiales; Aspergillaceae. The record is from RefSeq and is a predicted model, not a curated record. The coding region runs from base 74 to 481 and encodes 135 amino acids.